Pongo pygmaeus (Bornean orangutan) is the source of this 948-nucleotide messenger RNA. Its product is annotated as olfactory receptor 1G1-like. The record is from RefSeq and is a predicted model, not a curated record. Lineage: Eukaryota; Metazoa; Chordata; Mammalia; Primates; Hominidae. Gene Ontology annotation, molecular function: G protein-coupled receptor activity; olfactory receptor activity. Bases 1 to 948 code for a protein of 315 amino acids. Gene Ontology annotation, cellular component: membrane. Gene Ontology annotation, biological process: G protein-coupled receptor signaling pathway. The transcript has a single exon.
AUGAAACCAGGAAACCACACCAGUGUCUCUGAAUUCCUCCUCCUGGGCCUCUCUGAGAAGCAGGAACAGCAACCUUUCCUCUUUGGCAUCUUUCUAGGCAUGUAUCUGGUCACCACGGUGGGGAAUAGUCUCAUCAUCCUGGCCAUUGGCUCUGAUCCACGCCUCCACACCCCCAGGUACUUCUUCCUAGCCAACUUCUCCCUCACUGACCUGUGUUUAUCAUCUACCACCGUCCCCAGGAUGCUGGUGAACAUCCAGGCUCACAGGCAUACCAUCCCCUAUGCUGGAUGCCUGUCUCAGAUCUAUUUCUUCCUGUGGUUUAUUGGUCUAGAUGUUUUCCUCUUGGUGGUGAUGGCAUAUGACCAGCUUGUGGCUAUAUGCUAUCCCCUUCACUAUACCUUGGUCAUGAGUCCCAGAUGCUGCAUCCUGCUUCUGGUCAUGUCCCUAGUCCUUGCUCUUGCCUCCUCUCUGACUCACACCAUUCUCCUAGCUCAGUUAUCUUUCUGUGAUGACAAUGUCCUUCCCCACUUCUUUUGUGAACUUCUCCCCUUGUUGAAGCUCUCUUGUUCCAAUGCUUAUGCCAACCACUGUGUACUGAUGUACUGGGGAGGGGCAUUAACCAUCUUGAUCCCCCUGCUAAUCACCGUUUCGUAUGUUUGCAUCGUGGCUGCCAUUGUGAGAGUCCCGUCAGCAAGUGAAAAGUGGAAGGCCUUCUCCACCUGUGGCUCCCACCUCUCAGCAGUUUGUUUGUUCUGUGUGUCUGCUAUUGGAGUAUACUUCAUUCCCUCCAACUCUAGUGCUGAUUCAGCCAGCAAGGACAAGAUUGCAGCAGUGAUGUAUGCUGUUGUGACUCCCAUGCUGAACCCAUUCAUCUAUAGCUUGAGAAAUAAAGACAUGAAGAGUGCCUUGCGGAGAUUCCCAAGCAGGAGGGCACUGCAGUCUCCAUGA